AUGAUGAAUUCUAUCAAUACAAACUCGAAGAGAACUAAUCAAAUUUCACCUUCAUCUAGUCAACGUUUAAAAAUCGGUGUAUGGAUUUGUCUUCUAUUAUUACUCAUAUUAAUCAUCUUGAUUGCGACAUUAGUUCCUAUUGUUAUUUUAGUACAUAUGAGCACUUCAACUACAACAAUAAUGGCGGCCUUAAUCGACUCGACACAAACUACCACAACUGCUACGUCGUUUACAUGGAAUCAGUCGAUUGAUGGCAAGACAGUUACAUGUAAUGCUGUUAAUAAUUCAAAUCCAGCAUAUACAGACUGCAUCGAGCUUCGAAUUGAUGGUUAUUAUUUUCCGAAUGAUGUCGGUUGUUUAUCCCAAUGGAGUACAGCAAUUGCAUCACAAUGGGAUCCUUUAGAAUUUUGUCGCCAAGUGACUGGUUUAUCUAUAACUAAUGCAUCGAUUUUCUAUGAAUGUGAUGCAAAUCAACGACGUAUUGUUUGGAUUGCGAAGACUUGGUCAUUCGUUGAAGAUAUGCGAUAUAGUCGUCAUUUAAGGUGUUAUUUUUGA
Messenger RNA from Adineta ricciae, 555 nucleotides. Lineage: Eukaryota; Metazoa; Rotifera; Eurotatoria; Adinetida; Adinetidae. The record is from the annotation of a GenBank genome assembly.